AAAGUGUUGUUUAGCGAACGUCUACGACGACAAUUCAAGUUAUAAGGAAGAUUACCCAUUUUUGGUACAGUUCUGAUACCAAAAGAAAAUAUGCACAUUCUGCAUUCGUUCCCGCUAAAGAUUCUCGUCUUAGUUAAUUGGUUAUUCUUUAGUGCUGAAGCUUGUUCUCCAACCGUACCUCCACCGACAGUUCCCGAAAGCCGAGGUAACCCUGAUUGCAAUUUUACAACUGGAAUAUGCAACUGGAGGAAUCUAAAAACUCCAAAUACAGACACCAAGCUUGCGUGGAUCAUCGUAAACGAGACGACUGAUAAGAACUCCUACCUGUUACCUCAACAAGGUUCAGAGCCUGGUUAUGCCUGGCUGGACUACGAGGAUGAUAACAAUUAUUUACGCAGUGAAAAAGGUGAAUUCAAAAGCCCGCUCAUCACCGGACCCAGGUGCAUGUCUUUUUAUUUUCAUCUUCAUGGAAACGAAACUGGCUUCUUGGAUAUCAAAACUAAAGUUGAAGACGAAGAUUCGAAGUUGAUAUUCAGUCGCUAUGGGAACCAUGGUAUGACGUGGCAACGAGCUCAACUGUACAUUAAUAUCACUGAAGAGUACCAGGUUUUUGUCUCAGGAAUUGUGGGUGAUGAGGUUGCAAGGCACGCACCAGGAAUCGACGAUAUUUCAUUUCGCAACCAUUCGUGUCAUCAAGAACCCAAAGAAGUACAAUUCAACUGCUCAAUGAGAACUCAUCGCUGCGGUUGGCAGGACGAAGGAUCCGCUUUGAAGACGAAGGCUGAGUACAAUAAGGAUUUAAAGAGAUAUGUUUGGAAAGCAUUGGGUGGUGGUAGGAAAAAGAUUUAUCUCACCAGCCCAAGCGUUCAUCUCGAGAAUGGCUGCUUUCGCUUUAGUUAUUUGGUUGAUGCCCAAACUUGGGAACUUGCUUUUCGCGGGCGGCUAUUCGUGUUUGUUGAGAGUUUAAAUGACGGCGAGAAGUUUCCAGUUUGGAGUCGCAAUCUUUACUAUGGUGCUGGAUGGGACGAUAUUGCCAUAAAAAUCUCGCGGCCUGUUGGUCAGUAUAAGUUUAUCAUUGAAGGAGUCGAGAUUACGUCAAAUUUUCUAUUUCGUGAUUUUACGCUUUCCCCAAAUUGGGAGAAAUGUCAUGGCAAAGCUGAGACGAAACUGUACAUAACGUCCAACCCAAGCCAGCCGGAGAAACUUUCAAUCUCGGAACGGACUGGUUACUGUGGAUCAUUUCCCCAGUGGUACAUGAUUGCUGAUGUUCUUCCAAGUUCAGUCUAUCAUCAACCCGUGUACGUCUACAAUAAAAAUGACUACCUUAUACUCAACACUGACCGCAAUGAUACCCUGUAUGGUAGCUUACAGCAUUACUUUUAUGUCGCCAAUGAUAACUCAACCAAUGGUCUCAACCAAUCACACGCCGUGUACAUGAUGACGAAAGAUUUUGACGGGAUCACCCAUGUUACGAGUCUCCUCCCCAGGACAAGUUUCAGCAGCGCGGAUAAUACUUUCUUUGUUAAGAAAUUUGUUGAUAUUGAAGAAGAUGAAAGCAAGUGUGAACAUGGGUGGACGUAUUUGAAUGGAAAGUGCUAUAAGAUAUUUUGUGAAAGUAAUACAAAAUGGAACGAAGCCAGAGUAGGUUGCAUUGAAAACGAGGCUGAUUUAGCAUCUCUUUCAAACGAUGAAUUGAAAGUCGCUAAAGAGUAUUUUGAGCAAAUACAAGUUCGGCUUUUUGGGAUACAAACUGUAGCUGUCGGCUUGCAAAGAAAAGAUCUGGAGUGGAAAUGGCUCAAUGGUCUUGGGUAUAAUGGCACUAUGUCGUCCAAGCGAGUGGAUAAAGGUCGGUUGGCUUGGAAAAAUGAAAUGAAUGAUUGGAUUUUAGAAGCGGCCAUAGAUCCUUUCUAUUCAACUUCUGAAAAGCCCUCGGAUGUAUAUUUCUGCGAGAAAAUGAGAGAAAAUGUUGCAUAUCGUAAACCAAUAAACCAAUCAAGUUCUAAAUCAACGUCGGGGCCAGGUCUCCUUGUUGAUGCUGACGACAAAACGUGCAUCACCAUCGCAAAGCAAGCACAAGCGGUUUGGAUGCAUAUCGACUUGCAGUCUGAGAUGAGGAUUUAUCGUAUCAAGUUGACGCCGUCACCGAACCAAAGACAAACAACAAUUUAUGUCUAUUUAACACUCAACGAAACCGUCUCCCAGUCGAAGGCUGCUGUUCUUCCAAACAAAGCCAUAAACAUAUUUUUGGAGCCACCGACUUUAGCAAACUUUAUUAAACUUAAAAUGAAAACAGACCUGACUGAGAUUUUGCUCUGUGAGAUUGAAGCGUACGAGACAGACGACUUGGAUGAACUGCGGGGUGUAAUGAGGUCAUUCACACCUGAGCUCUUAGUGGCGGAUGAUCUCUCAAGCCUUGAAGAGAACAGUUACCUUACAGUUCCCGAAUUCUUCCACACUUUUCCCCACUUCACAAUACCCGAGCUUGUUUACCCCAGAAGAGGAUUUGUGGAAACGUUGGAAGCGUAUUUAAUGCUAAGCGUCAGUGGAAAUUUUACAUUCAAAACAAGAGGUGAAGAUGAAGUGGUCUUCAAUCUUUCACCAAGACGAGAGAACACGACUUCGCCGAUUAUGAAAUGGGAAGUUAGUAAAACCAAGAAUUUAUCGUCAAGCGUAAAUAUCGAAGCUUGUGUCAUGUACUUUUUGAAAGGAACUGUGAAACAAGUCGUUGACAAAUCUUUGUCGUUGUCCCUAGUUCAGCUGUCAGACAAUGGUUCUGUCGUUGUUGAUAUCUCUCUGAAUGAAAACCCUUUUGACGAGAAUCUAUUCUGGAUUUUACCAGGUGAACUACAUGUCGAUUUUGCGUUUGAAACCGAGGGUCAUCUUAAUACGAUUGUUGGCGAACCUACUUUGAUUACUGGUGUGUUUGAGAGUCGUUGCGCAGGAUUUUAUUGUGGUUACUGUUACCUUGUCGUGUUCAUGACAUUUGCUGGUCGUGUUCAGUGUAAGCUGUUAACCAAUCAAAGCGCCAGCCAUACUGGUUUUAUUAUGAUAAAUUUAUCUGACUGGGUUUUACAACCUGGUAUCUACGAUGUCAAGAUGGGAUACCGAAGAAACGGAGAUUGCGCAGAAAUCAUGAAUCUACCUGAACCUGGAACAGAUUUAAAAUGGGAAUUAGAAAUCGUUGGUCGCGUUCGGGUGAAUCCUGUUAUUGCGAUUUCCUGCCUGUUUACGGACAAUAUCUGUGAUGCAACUGUGUCACAUAGUGGAUGGGACAGAGUAAAGUAUUCUAGUAAUAAUAUUUCAGGUUUCGCUUUUCAAAGUUCUGUAAACAAUGUCACCUCGCUGUUCUCAUUUGGUUCAGUUGAAAACACUGCCAUCACAAGUUUUACUGGUCUUUGUGCCAGGUUCAGAUAUAAGUUGUCCAAUUCGUCGGCUACGACACUUUCUCUCUCGACACGCACACGACAUGACGUUGAGAAAAAAAUAUGGCAGCUGUCUGGAGUUCAUGGCGACAGUUGGCAUAAUGCCUGGGUCCACUUAACUAUGCCGAAAGAAACUCUUGAAUUUGUUUUCAAAGUUUAUCCAACAAAGACAAACGAGACUGCAUUGAUAUCAGAUGUUCAAGUCCUCACAGACUCUUGUCCAAACCAAAUUAAUCCAUACAUGGCCCAAAUCGGUCAUUCAUGCACUGAUAAUCAAUUCAGUUGUUCCAAUGGCGAAUGUUUGAAGAUCAGUCAACGAUGUGAUGGGGAGAAACAAUGCUUAGAUGAAAGUGACGAAGCAGGUUGCGAUUGUAUUCUUGGACAGUUCAAAUGUGUGUUGAGCCAUGAGUGUGUUUCAUCGAAGAAAAUUUGCAACGGAGAAAGCGAUUGUAACGAUGACUCUGAUGAAAGAAAUUGCGAUUUUUGUACGAAAGACGAGUUUUACUGCCCCAGUGGAAGAUGUGUGCCGUGGAGCUCUACCUGCAAUGAAGUGUGGGAUUGCGAAGACGGGUCAGAUGAACCUAACGUUUGCAGACUUUCAGAAAAUGGAUUAACAGCGAACAAAACGUGCAGUUUAGAUAAUCUUGGAUGUCUUUACGAUGAGAAACUGAAUAGUACAGAUUGUGGAUAUUAUCAAAAAUGCGACUUUGAGAACGGCUGGUGCGGAUGGAGUAACGUGGGCUCACGUGACUGGAGGGCCAAUCAGGGGGCGACUUCAUCAGAGAAUACUGGCCCGGAAGUUGAUCAUACGACUACCUCAUCAGAAGGUAGUUAUCUCUAUAUUGAGGCCAGUACUCAAGAAGGGAACCAAGGUGAGAUAGCUCGUCUUCUGGGGGGUCCCUUCAACGCUGGUGCAGUAUGCCUACAGUUCUACUACCAUAUGCAUGGUCAAGAUAUUGGUCAUUUAGCUGUGUACACAGCGUCGACUGGUAACAAAACAAUUGAAGAGGUGUUGUGGAAGCGAGCAGGUGAAGUUGACAUGCGUUGGCAUAAAGCUUUGGUCACUCUUGACAGUGAGAACGAGUUUAUGAUAAUCGUGGAAGGUGGAUUGGGUUCCGGACAUCGUGGUGACAUCGCUGUGGACGAUAUUGAAGUUAUCAAGGGAUCUUGUUUAGAAGCGUAUCAAGAUGAGGAUAUCUUGACGUGCUCUUUUGAUGAACCAUGCUCUUGGGAUGGACUAGAAACGUGGGAAAAGAGUUCACACAAUGCAGAUAAUUCGUCCCUUUUGGAAGGUUCAUUUAUUUACACAAAAGCUCCCUUUUCUCUUACAAAAGAAGUCAGCCAACGUUCUAGUAGCAUUUCUUACCAAUGUUUAUCAUUCUGGCAUCAGCAUACCAGCAUAUCAUGUGAAAACACGACCAUUUCCGUCAGUCAACGAUCUUUUGACUACAAAUGGUCCAUUCCGGUCAUUAAUACGAGACGUUUCAACGAGAAAUGGCGAUUUUCUGAAAUACCAUUGAAGCAGUCAACUCAAGACUACACUCUAUCGCUGAAAGCUACUGUGAAUGAGGAAUCCCUGCAAAGCUGUGUGGUAGCCAUUGAUGAACUGAACCUGUCACCUGAACCUUGUACAAACAUUAAAGAAGGCUUGGAUGUCCUUGCUCGUAUCGAUUCGACGUUUUAUCAUGGCGUUGAAAUCAAUUUCACCAAAGAUAUGGUUGCCGUUUUCUUUCAAGAACCGUCACCCCAGUUCAAGCAACUUUACGACAAGCUGAAUGUGAACGAAGUAGUUAAGAAUAUACCCGUGAAUGUUUCGCAGUUGAAACCUGAUUUGCGGGUUAUUUUAGAGACUGAGCCUGGUGCUGCUGUUCUUGGUACGGUUAUGGGCGAAUAUCUUCAUGAAAACAUCACCGUUCAUGAAAACAUCACCGUUCAUGAAAACAUCACCGUUCAUGAAAACAUCACCGUUCACAACAAUAGCACUAACAACAGCGACAGCAGUAAUGAUUCUGCUAUCUCCAUCCAUAGCAAAACGAAGCUGGUGAAUUUGACCGUGCGUCUUGAUGGAAGCGGAGAUAUCGUAUCAGUAACACGGGGGAGAAUUUGGUUGCUUCCACUACAAUUGGCAGACAAAGGCUGGAUUUGGAGAAAUCCUGUGAAAGAUUGCGUUGACGGAACAUUCUUGAACGGCUCGUGUUACAAAACAGUUAACCAAUCAAAUUGGUUCGAUGCUGUUGACCAGUGCAAGUUUUUUGGAGGCAAUUUGCUUAGCAAAAGUAAUUCUAAACAACUGCAGGAAUUUUCAAGAAAUUAUGCAAACUUGGCGUUAUUUUGGAUAUAUGAUGAUCAUUGGUCGGUGUUUUCGAAUUCUCAGAACUAUAGAAGUGUAUUAUUGCUUAAUGGAACAACAGGGAAAGUUAUGUACAGUAAUGUUUCUCGAAAUGGAUCUGAUAGUAAUCUUCUCAACGGAACAUUGAGAGGAAAUAUGUCUGGAAACAGUGCCUUUGAUGAGAGAUUCAGAGGAAUGGUUGAUGAAGAAGGCCCUUUCUUGUGUCCAGCGUUUUACAAGGAAUAUAUUGUGGGGGUGAACUGCAGCAAAAUGCUUUUGGGUGUGUGUGAUAUUCCAGUCAAACAAACGCAGAUUAUGUGUGAAGAUCUAAAACACGACGUACUUCAGUGCCCUGACGAUGGAAGCGUUCUAGAGAUACACGAAGCCUACGUUGGUCAAGACGUGCAACAGCUGUUUCAAUGUCUCGGUUACGAUGUUAGCGGCUUUCAACAUCCAUGCAGCAGUUUUCCUGAUAUGACAAAAAAGACGAAACUUAAGUGCGACGGACGAAAGUCAUGUAAUAUUAGCAAGUCUCUGAGUGAUCCGAAGAUCCUUUCAACCUGCUGGAGUCAUAAAAAAUAUUUUAAUGUCGAGUUUGGUUGCCGAGUUAAUUCAACCAAAGAUGCUGUUUUGAGGCAACCUUGGUGUCCUAAUGGUUACACUUCCCGCGAAUCAGAAUGCUACAAAUUUUCCGACGAGAAAUUGAUGUGGAGGGAUGCGAAAACGUUCUGUGAAAUUGAUGGAAGUCAUUUAAUGUCGAUUAACAACGAGAGAGAAGAUGAAACGUUGAGCUCAAUGAUGAAGUCCUUGGGUUUAAGCGAAGUUUGGGUUGGAUUAAAUGACAUCACUUAUGAAGAUAUAUUUGAAUGGUCAGAUAAUAGUGAGGUUGGUUAUACCAAUUGGUCCAGUUCAGAAAGCUUUGGUGAUAUAUUUAGUCAGAACAAGGACUGUGUCGCUGUCAGUGAUCUUGGUUGGAAGGUGAAGAAGUGUACAGAGAAAAUUAACUUUAUUUGUGAAUAUGAACUUUCGAUGGGAUCCUGUGACUUUAAGUCAGAUUUCUGUGGUUGGAGAGACGAAUCACAACUAAACAGCAUGGCUUGGACUCGCGAGUAUGAAGAAGUAAAUGCUUCUAUUCCCUCCAAUUUUUCUGGUGGAGGAAACGAUUCUUCUCUUGCGCGCAAUCACAGUUCUCUCGAGCUCUACCCUUACCGAGUUUCGCUCUAUCGUGACACCACUCAAAGACACGUCAUCUCGACUCUCCUCUCGCCAGAGAUGGCGUCCACAAUCAUAGAGAGCUAUGGCGUGUGUUUGCAGUUUUCAUUCCUUCUAACUGGUGAAGAAACUUCAUUGAAAGUCAUUCUUGAUCGAAGAGGAACAGGGAUGGAAACGUUGUGGCAUGUGCGUGCUUCUAAUCAAAGUUUCACAUGGAGAGAAGCGCGCGUGUCCCUUGGGAUAGUUUCCAAAUUUAGGAUCCGGUUAACUGGAGAACUGAUUGAUCACGACAGCACGAUAAAGAUUGCCAAGAUUGCAUUCAACCCUGGCUUGUGCCAAGCAUUGCCUGUUGGAGCUCAAGACUUAAGUACAAAUCUAUUCAUCAGCACAAAUGGCAUCUUAACAUCGCCUUACUACCCCUCGUCCUAUCCGAAUGACAUCAACCAACAGUGGCGUCUGAGAACCACGAAGGGUAAACGGAUUCGUCUCGAGUUUCUCUACGUGGAUCUUGAGUGGGACCCCAGAUGCCAAAACGAUCACAUUAUGAUAUUGGAUGAAGCGCAGCCGAAGAAACAGUUCUACGUUUGUGGAAAGACUAUCCCGGGCGAUUUUAAAUCAAGCUCUGACCAAGUGCUUGUUGUUUUUCGAAGCAAUCACAAGAUUCGUCGAACAGGAUUCAAAAUUCGAUACCGCGUAGUCAAAGAAGACGAUGAAGAGGAUGCUUGCUCGUUUGCCGAUAUCCCAGAUUGUCCUAGCGACUGCCGUUGUUAUCGAUGGCCCUCAGAUCAGUCGAGAAUCACUUUGAGCGCAGAAAAAAUAUACAAAAUUCCCUCUGUGUUCCCUCAAUACACGGCUGCAAUAUUUUUCAGAGAGAGUUCCUUCUAUAAAUUGAGUGAUACUGACUUCGAUAGCCUAUCAGAUCUGGAACUACUGAGUUUGAAUUACAACUUCAUCUCAACCAUUGAAGGAAGAGCAUUUCAGAAACUCCGUUCUUUGAAAACAUUACGGCUUGGGCAGAACACAAUUAGAAGCAUUCCUGCAAAUCUUUUUACUUUUAACUCGUCUCUUGAAGUUAUAGACUUGAGUGGAAACUGGAUUCAGUCAUUAGAAAAUCAUCCUUUUUCUUCCCUGAGCAAACUCCGAGCUCUGAGCCUCCGUUUCAACAAGUUUGCUGUUUUAAAAGACGGCGUUUUCACAGGACUUCACAAUCUUACUUUCUUAUACUUAGACAACAAUGAACUACAAAACAUGGAUGAUAAUAUCUUCAACGAGACUGCAUCGCUUCAGAUACUGCACCUUCAGCGGAAUAGACUACCAUUUAUCAAAAGGGAAUGGCUACAAAAUGUACCGUCACUGAAGAAGUUGAAAUUAAAUGACAAUGGAAUUAGAACGAUCGAGUCGGGAUCAUUCGAUAAACUUCGUGAAUUAUCUGAACUCGAUCUAUCAGGCAACGCGAUUGACGAUAUUCCGGAAGACCUGUUUACUCCUCUGACCGCAUUGCGAUCACUAAAAGUUGAUCAUUUUACGUUGUGUUGUUACGCGGAGAAAGCACAACCCAGUGUAUCUUGCACCUCUCUCGGAGACAGUGGAAUCUCAAGCUGCGAUGAACUUUUGAAAAACUCUGUGUUAAAAUACAGUAUAUGGGUUCUUGGCACGCUAGCGUUCCUUGGCAACCUAGGUGUCUUGAUCUGGCGUAUCGUUGGAAAGGAUAAAAACCGCGUCAACUCGUUCCUACUGACAAAUUUAGCCGUUUCUGACUUCAUGAUGGGAAUCUAUAUGUUGAUAAUCGCGUAUAAGGACAGGCUCUGGGACGGAGUCUAUUUCAAGCAUGACUUUUCCUGGCGUGCUUCUGAUCUCUGUAUAUUUAGCGGAGUGAUUUCGACCAUCUCAAGCGAAGUGUCGGUAUUCACGCUCUCUCUCAUAACCUUCGAUCGAGUCAUCUGUAUCGUCUUUCCUUUCAAGUUUCGUAGAAUGUCAAUGAAACGUGCUGUUUACCUUACUACCUUCAUAUGGAUUCUAGGAAUUGCCUUGGCUGUGAUCCCUUUAACGGACGAUUCAUAUUUCCACGAUUUUCGACGCCGGACACAUUUCUACGGCCGCUCACCAGUUUGUCUGCCUUUUGAGCUGUCGAGCGAAAGAUCUCCCGGCUGGGAGUAUUCGGCUUUUGUCUUCAUCGGUCUUAACGGUGCGUCCUUCAUUUUUAUCGUCGUUUCCUAUGCUGUGAUGUACAAGACUAUAACCCAGGCAGGUCAAGCCGUCAGAUCCACCAGAUCCAACCAGGAUUCCACCUUGGCUAAGAGGAUGCUGUUCAUAAUCUUGACAGAUUUCUUCUGUUGGUUUCCGGUUAUCAUUAUAAGUAUGUUAGCUUUGGUGGAUAGCUUGCACGACCCGAGAAAACAGGUGUACGCAUGGAUAGCAGUAUUUGUGUUGCCGAUAAAUAGCAGUCUUAAUCCCCUGUUGUACACAUUCUCCACCCCCCUCGCCCGCGGCUCGACGAUCAGAAAGAAACAGGGAACCCAAUCCACUUCAACCGUGACAAAGAGUCAGAAAGAACAUCAAGUUUCCAACGCAAAUACGCGGUCAGCAAAAGCGAAAACAGAAAACAAACCAGGCGUAAAACCAUCCGUUAUUCACCGACACAAAAUGUUAAACGAAGCAUUUGUUGAUGACGAUAUUUCUCCCAGCUCUAUUCCACAGAAUGAUUCCGAGCCAAACGCUGCAAGUCACGAUGAAAAAUUCGUGGAGGAUCAGGCUAUCGACCAUUUUUAUGAAGAUGUAAGAAAUUUAUCCCAGGAUCUAGAAGAUAUUGAUGUUAUUGAGCAAGCAGAUGAGGUGCAUGAAAAUAUUGAGGGUUUAAACUCAGAGACAAGCGACGAGACAGUCUCGGAGAAAGCUUAUGAAAAUGUCACGAAUGAUACUCAUCUUUGAUUUCUGGCUUUUUCUGUACAAGAAGAGAACAGAUGAAAUAAUAAUUCAAUGAAGAAUUGUAGAUACUUGUUAAGAUUGUGUUUGUGCAGCAUCAUAGCGAUUCACUAGGAAAUAAGAUUAUCUCAUCUGAGUGCUUUUAAAAUGCAUGAAAUCCUAAUAUAUUAUCUUCAUAGGACCCCUUCAAGAGUGUACUAAAAAUAUGACACUUUAUUUGCGCCUCCUAGAGACCUAGACUCACAUCCCGCGCGCAAAAAUGACGUCCUGCUUCACUGAAUAAAUUGCGUUUCCCGAAUUUUUUCCGGGGCUCUGUGCCCGG
This is a messenger RNA of Dendronephthya gigantea, 10207 nucleotides long. RefSeq lists its product as uncharacterized. The transcript has 54 exons. The coding region runs from base 91 to 9891 and encodes 3266 amino acids. The record is from RefSeq and is a predicted model, not a curated record. NCBI's taxonomy places the organism in Eukaryota, Metazoa, Cnidaria, Anthozoa, Malacalcyonacea, Nephtheidae. Gene Ontology annotation, molecular function: protein binding; G protein-coupled receptor activity. Gene Ontology annotation, biological process: G protein-coupled receptor signaling pathway. Gene Ontology annotation, cellular component: membrane.